GUUACUAUUGGCACGGCAGGCAAGGCAACGGAUCUGAUCACACAGAACGUGUUCAUGGUGAAGGACUCGGAGAAGAUCUCCCGCCUGCAGCGCCUUUUGGAAGGGAUUGGGGAGGACCGCACGGCCAUUGUGUUUGUCAACACCAAGAAGACGGCCGAUGGUGUUGCCAAACAGAUCGACAGGAUGGGGUUCAAUGUGACGACGCUGCAUGGAGGCAAGACGCAGGAGCAGCGGGAGGUCAGCCUGGAGGGCUUCAGAACGAAGAAGUUCAACGUGCUGGUGGCCACGGAUGUGGCCGGCCGUGGUAUUGACAUCCCGGACGUGGCACAUGUCAUCAACCUUCGACAUGCCAGGCAAACAUUGAGAUGUACACUCACCGCAUUGGGCGAACGGGGCGUGCAGGCAAAGACAGGCGUGGCCACCACCUUCCUCACGCUGCACGACUCGGAGCUCUUCUACGACCUCAAGCAGAUGCUUACUCAGAGUGGUUGUGCCGUACCUCCCGAAACUCGCCCGGCACGAAGCUGCCAAAUUCAAACCAG
Messenger RNA from Closterium sp. NIES-65, 542 nucleotides. The record is from the annotation of a GenBank genome assembly. NCBI's taxonomy places the organism in Eukaryota, Viridiplantae, Streptophyta, Zygnematophyceae, Desmidiales, Closteriaceae.